AUUGGGCACACCUUACCCGUUAUAAUAAUAGCAUAAAUAUAUGUUUGUAUUUACUAAGUACAGUGUCACUUUAUUAAUAAUGCCCCUAAAGGAUGUGAUGGUUUUGGAAUUUGUUGGUCUCGCGCCAGGGCCUUUUUGCGGGAAAAUUCUCGCAGAUUUUGGUGCUUCGGUGUUGAGAGUUGAUAAGAAAUAAAUUGGAAAAUUGAAUUUUAUCAUGCAUUCACGGAUGUUAAACCCAAAACAUGGAACGAAAAUUACAGGUUUGGGAAAACAACUUCGAUGUGUUGACGCAUGGAAAGUCGACUAUAAACAUUGAUUUAAAAACAACAGAAGGGCGUGAACUAGCACGGAAACUUAUUCAAGUUCAUGAUGUACUGAUUGAUCCAUUUAGACCUGGCGUGUUGGAAAGUGUUGGGCUUGGGCCGGAGGUAUUGUGCAAGGAAAAUCCCAGGUUAAUAUAUGCGCGUUUAACAGGCUUUGGUCAAUAUGGACCUUUAGCGAAACGAGCAGGACAUGACAUUAACUAUCUUGCGAUUUCUGGUGUUUUAUCUAUGUUGCGUUCUCAUGGUAAGAGACCGACUCCACCUUUAAAUAUCUUAGCAGAUUUCGCUGGUGGAGGUUUACUAUGUGCAAUGGGAAUUUGUUUAGCGCUUUUAGAACGCCAUCGUUCUGGUUGCGGACAAAUAAUUGAUGCUUCAAUGUGUGAAGGAGUAGCUUAUUUAUCCUCGUGGUUAUUUUUGUCUCGUUCUCUUCCCAUAUGGGGAAGUAAUUCUGGUCAAAGCAUGUUGGAUGGAGGUUCUUAUUUUUAUGAUUUAUACGAAACAAGUGAUGGUAAAUAUAUGGCUGUGGGAGCAUUGGAACCAAAGUUCUUCGAAAUUUUUAAAAAUAAUUUGGGUUUACCUGAACUCAACCAAUUUCCAGGAAAUCAAUAUGAAAAUGAUAUUACUAUAUAUUUAGUAAAGCAGGCCUUUUUGAAAAAGACACAAAAUGAGUGGUCUGGUAUUUUUGAAAAUAUCGAUGCAUGCGUUUAUCCAGUUUUGGAAUGGGAAAACGUAGCUCAGCACAACCAUAAUAAGUAUCGUACCAGCUUUCAGCGAUUGAACAACAUGUGGGCGCCUGUACCGUCGCCCUUGUUAAGUAGAACCCCUGGAAUUUUAAAAAGUAUGCCAACACAUUCAAAAAUUGAAAAUGUAUUGAAAAAUUUGGAGUUGCGUGAAGAAAAUGUUGAAAACCUCGAAACUUCGUUUACAAUCCAAAAAUCAAAAAUAUAACGAGCAUGAGUAAAACACCCGAAAUGAAAGUGGAAAAAAUAUAUAUACGUACAUAUAUAUGUGUGCAAAAAACGCUCACAAUCGAAAUGUUUGUUGAACACACAAAAAUUAAAAUUAUAAAUGAAAUUUGUAACAUGCCAAAUAUUCAGCAUUCCAAUAUUGUUAACCAGAAUAAAUAAGAACUCAUGAAAUCUUUGGAUCCAAA
Messenger RNA from Zeugodacus cucurbitae (melon fly), 1476 nucleotides. RefSeq names its product alpha-methylacyl-CoA racemase (gene Amacr). The record is from RefSeq and is a predicted model, not a curated record. The transcript has 3 exons. Gene Ontology annotation, biological process: bile acid metabolic process. Lineage: Eukaryota; Metazoa; Arthropoda; Insecta; Diptera; Tephritidae. Gene Ontology annotation, molecular function: alpha-methylacyl-CoA racemase activity. Gene Ontology annotation, cellular component: mitochondrion. Bases 243 to 1271 code for a protein of 342 amino acids.